UGUAUGUAACAAAAAAAAAAAAAAGUGCAACGUUAAAUACAGAAGCGAGUAAAGUGUUCAUUUACGAAAACAAUAACACAUUUCGUUUGUAUAAUUGUUGCAUAUUUAUUGUAAAUUUUACUUAACACUGAAAGUAUUUGUUGAACUUUGUUAGUAUCCGUACUUAUUUAACUCUAUCUUUUAUCACUCGUUCCAGGCACGUGUGAUCGGUUUACCGGUAUUUAUGCGUGCGACAGAAUAACCUGUGCGACAACGUACACGCGCGAAAAGCGAAAACUAGGUGGCUACGAUGGAUCGCACGGGUAUAGGAAAUUCGCUGGGAAGAAACUUGAUGUCUCCGCGGAAACGCAUGUCAAUCGUCCAGUCGUUGAAGAAGAGUAAUUCAGCGAUAAGCGUGUCUGGACGAUCGAACCAGUCGGUACAGAUAAUAUGUAAAACGGCGAGUCACGUUGUAGAGAGCUUUGGAUCCUCUUUACCUGUGCUUGUCACAGAAGCAUUGACAUUCGUUGACAAAAAUACAGCUGUCAGUGUCAAUAUCUCAAUAGAUGGUUGGGCGUGGCUCGUGUGUGGCCGUAGGCUGCUCGUGUGGCAGUGUAAAACAACCAUUCAUGAUUCAAAACAAAGGAGAACAUUUAAAAGCCAGUGUCGCGAGUUGUUGUUACCUCAGAGUGAUCUGGCUCAUAAGGCAGAAUGCAUAGCAGUGUGGUUGCCUCAGGGACAUCAGGUGCCCAGCUGUAUGGCUGUCUCUCCUGAGGGUAUUGUACGUUUCUGGGUUAGCGUUGCACACGAGGGAUCUUCCGUAGAAACGAGCGCAGAGCUUGCUGGACAAGAAGUUGACUGUCUCACUUACAUCCCUGGUCACGGGUGUAUUUUGGCCACUACCACGUGCACAGUGGCAUUGUUACAGCCACAGUUUGUUGGUGGUAAGAACAGCGUUAACUGUCAGGUUCUUAGAACGAGCCAAGGAUGGUUGGGCGGCAUAGGAAGAAGAAUGACUUCCCUCAUCUUCGGAGCCAUACCUCAGUCGCCAGUUACAGAAACUAAAUUAGUAAAAGUUACUUGUACAACCUUGGGAGAUAGAGGAUCAAGAGUUCUUAUUUUAGCUGGCUCGUCUUUGCAAUAUUGGUCUUUCCUUCAUAAUGAACAAGAAAAGAUGGAGUUUGACGAAGAUAUUGGGUAUAUUAUUUCGCAAGCUUUCCAACGAAAAAUCUGGAAAUCAAGCGUAUGCAAUCCGCAAAACAUGGAAACUUGGUUGAUUGACAUGCAACCCUGUAACGAAGGGAUAGUUUUCUUAAUGGCAGCUCAUUGUGCUGACGCAUCGCCUCUUAUUGAAUUUGCACUUGGUUUGAUACAACUAUCUGGGACAACGUUAGCAAAUACGUUUAAGUGGUUUAUACCAGUCAAGAUUGAUUCUAUCUCGUAUCACAAUGACGCUGAAUCAACAUUGGUUUCUUACCGUUUCAUAUUAUGUGGUUGGGAAGCUAUUAUAUAUAAUCAGUACGAAGUGCUUGUUGUGAAUUGUAUAUCCGAGCACGAGCAAGAUAAAAUAGAUUUAGUGCGGGGCGGAGAAGAUAGUAUUCUUGGCGGUGCACUGUGUUCAGGAACUCCAGUUUUAUUUACCAAAAAUUUCGGUUUAGUGUCCGUCAUGCCAUCAGAUUUUAUGUUACAAGAUUUCAAUAUGAGUUACACGGACAAUGUUACUGCAAACGUGGAUUAUACUUAUAGACCAAGUUCAGCCGCGCAAAAUUUUACCAGUCUUAUCAGUAAUGAAGAAAUUCAAAACAUGUAUUACAGUUCUGAUAGUGUCACGCAACUGCGUGCUGCAUUUCUCUUUAGUUUACGACAAAAUGAGGCUCAGUGCGACGAAAUUUUAUUGCAUCUUUUUCCUUUGCAAGACGAACCAAUAAUGGAUAUAGAUGCCACUCUUGACACGUUAAUUUUAAAAGUCGCGAAAGAUUUAAUAGACGAUUAUCCGGCAAAUGAUCCACGUUGGUCAAAUCACAGAGAUUUGUCUAUGACAAUAAAUGCUGUCACGUCUAUGCAAAUACCCAAUCAAUUGGAAGGGAAGCAGAAAGCCAUAGAUUUAUUUAUAACAUUUCUAAAAGAGCAUGAUCUGUGGAACAGAUUCUGCGCUGUUACAUAUAGAGGAAUAAUUAUGUCUACACCACACGUUCUUGGAGAAUACGCAGAAAAAAUAGUUGCCGCGCUGACUAUAUAUAAUCUUCAAAACAAGUAUCCAGAUAUCGUAGAUACAACAAUAGAACAAACUUUAAAUCCCGAAUCAUACGUAUCCGAUGAAUUAACCGCGCGUGACAUAUUUUAUCGUGAAGUCAGUGCUGUUCAUCAGUUUCUUCCCACGUUAGUAAAUAAUGCAUCAGAAGUGACUCAGUCUGAGAGACCCAUCCAACAAGUAGCAAAUUAUAUUAUGCAAGUAAACGCCGUGUUAUUGGGUAUAUUACACGAAGUGGUAAAAUACCGGCAACACAAUGCUGAACGAUUCGUUCCGACAAGAUGUUCGAACGGUAUCACCGAGUAUCUCCCAUGGACAGCUGCAAUUGGAAAACAUGGGCUAAAAAAUUGUCUGACCACAAUGUAUAACUUAACUCUUAAACACGGCAUAACCGGAACCAACGAUUCAACAGUGAGAAACGAAUUGUACGAGCAGUUAGUAAGUUAUAUAGAUUUAAUAUUGGACGGUCGGAAAUGUCAUUUAGAAAGCGUCAAAGGCACAGAGAAGUUCGAGGUACUUUUGAAGCAGUACGAAACAGACCGGAUGAAUCUGAUUCAACCAUUGAUAAAGGAAGAACAGUACGACAGCGCUGCGAUGUUAGCCGAGAAGUAUUGUGAUUUUGCGUCCCUUAUACAGAUAUGCGAAUUGACUAACAAUAAGAACCAGCUGGACGGUUAUAUGAAAAAAUUUGCAGCUCAAGAUUUCGUAGGAUUUUUAUUUUCAUGGUACGUGAAAGAUGGUCGACAGGGCCAAUUAGUAGAGAAAUGUAGACGCGGCGGUACUGUCGAAUUAUCAGAAAAAUUGGCGGAACAUCCAACCCUGUCGUGGGUGCAAUCUGCUCUUACAGACGAUUUAUGCUUUGCUGCUAGUACGCUUUACUCGCUAGCAAUCCAGGAAAGUGAAUUGGUGACACGUAAAAAAUCGAUGCUUUCUUUGGCAAAAUUGGCGUUCCUCGCUUCAGAUGAACUGAAGGAAAAAGAUAGACAUCAUGUAAAAAAUAUCGAUAACGAAUUGGCAUUGGUUGCUUAUCAGGAAGAAUUGCCAACUCAAGUACUUACGACGUAUGGUUACGAUGUAGAGAAAUUACGUGUAUUUACACCGACAGAAUUAAUUACGUUGUACACAUCUGAAGAUAACAUUGAUGCAAACGAGUACGACUUCAAGAAAGCUCUCGACUUGCUCGAGUACGUAGAACAAGAAGAUGAAAAAGUUUCUUUAAAAUUGCAAACUUGGGCACGAGCUGCUAAACGGGAUCAGUGGGAUACUCUGGGAAAGAAUCCUGAACAACAAGUACAGGAAACGAUAUUUUUCAAACUAAUGGAUCUUGCACACUUUACAGGUGGUCAAGUAAACGAAUUUCUUCCACCAGUUGAUAUGCUUUUGAUAGAACCCGAAUUAGGAAAUCUUGCCGCAUCGAGUAACUUUCAAUUCCUGAUUAAAUUUGUGUACGAGUAUGCAUAUAGCAAUUAUUGAUCUACCUGAACAAUUGUAAGUAAAAACAAAAUUUGUAUUUUUUUAAGUAAUAAAUAAAUUUCUACACGAUACAGUCAUA
Frieseomelitta varia is the source of this 3782-nucleotide messenger RNA. RefSeq names its product nuclear pore complex protein Nup133 (gene Nup133). The record is from RefSeq and is a predicted model, not a curated record. Gene Ontology annotation, molecular function: structural constituent of nuclear pore; protein binding. Gene Ontology annotation, biological process: poly(A)+ mRNA export from nucleus; protein import into nucleus; transcription-dependent tethering of RNA polymerase II gene DNA at nuclear periphery. Bases 290 to 3703 code for a protein of 1137 amino acids. NCBI's taxonomy places the organism in Eukaryota, Metazoa, Arthropoda, Insecta, Hymenoptera, Apidae. Gene Ontology annotation, cellular component: nuclear pore outer ring. The transcript has 20 exons.